AUGUCUGUUAAAAGAAAUGAAUUUGAGAACAAACCAUUGAAAACUUUUCCAAAUGAUGUCUCCAAUUUUACUUAUAAAGACUUAAGGCUUUUAGAGAACCCAAUUCUAGCAUAUCAGCUGCCUUUAGCGGUUGUAGCUCAUGUUGAUUUGAAUGCGUUCUUUGCUCAGGUAGAACAGAUAAGAUUAAAUCUAACUUCAGACGACCCUAUUGUCUGUGCUCAAUGGCAGUCUUUGAUUGCAGUUUCGUAUGCUGCUAGAAAAUUUGGAAUUGGAAGAAUGGAUACAAUUCAAUCAGCAAGAGAAAAAUGCCCAAACAUCAUAAUCGCACAUGCAGCAGUCUUUAGAAAGGGUGAUUCUUAUUGGUCAUAUGUUAGAGGUUUGCCUGAUCAAUCUAUUCAUAAAGUUCUGUUGGAUCCAUAUCGGAGAGAAAGUAGAAAAAUUAUGAAAAUUUUCAGAGAAUACUGUGAUGUAGUUGAAAAGGCGAGUGUCGAUGAAUGCUUUUUAGAUUUUGGAAGAAUGGUGUACUAUACGUUAAUCCAGUUGUUUCCUGAACUAGGUCGCGAAGUAGAUAAUAUUAACAAUAUCCUACCGAGUAUUCCUUCUUCCUUGCCUGAUUCUUUAUAUUGGGUAGGGGAAAUCAUCAAGUCAGAAAAUGAGAUAUCGAGUUUAAAUAACGACAAUUAUCAACAAUCUCCUGUUCAUUAUCCUGAAAUUAAAGACUGGGAUGAUGUAUGUAUUUUGAUUGGAUCACAAUUACUUUAUGAAGUUCGUCUACAAAUCUACAAGGAAUUGGGUUAUACCACGUCAGGUGGUCUAGGUAGAAAUAAGAUUAUUGCUAAAAUAGCAGGUGGUUUUUUAAAACCAGAUAAUCAAACAAUAAUUAGAACCUGUCUGGUGAACAAUUUUUUAAAGAACUUCCACUUAAUUGAUUUUAACGGCAUGGGCGGUAAGACUGGAGAUGUGAUCAUGCAACGCCUUGAAAUACCUCCUGACGUCAACUCAAUCUCAUUUAUCCGCAAUAAUUUUUCUUUGGAGGAUAUGCAGAAAGAGUUUACAAAUGACUUACCCUUAGCUCAAAAAAUAUACGAAAUGGUCAGAGGCAAUCACCAGCAAGAAUUAUCUUUGAGAACUGAUAUUAAAUCGAUGAUGUCCAGGAAAAACUUCUUAUCUAAAAAGCCGGUUAAUAAUUUGCUUGAUGCUUAUGACUGGAUCAAAGUAUUUGCAGGUGAUUUAUAUAACCGAUUGAUUGAGUUGGACGAUGAAAGUUUAAACUUACUGAUGCUGCAACAAUCCCAUCGAGGUAAGGGCUAUAUAAGAAGGCCGAAAACCUUAAGUAUUCAAAUUACCUCAACUUCGUAUGUGAAGCAUUCCAAACAAACCCAAUUACCAGUAGUACGAUCUUUGGACAAAUUGAAAGAAAAUUUGGAAGCUACAGGACUCAAAUUGCUCAUGGAUAUACUCGAUAAUUCCACGAAUGUUCAUAAACUAAACAACGGCAUAAAUUUAAGAGAAUUAGAUAAGAAGAUAGAUAAAGAUUACUCCAAGAUUAAAAUAAUACCACUUGCCAAUAUGUCAUUAGUCAUCUCAAAUUUUGUAAAAAAUACAGAUUCAAGCCUAAUCGAUUCUUACACGGAUAACAAAUCAGACAUUUCGACUCAAGAAAAUAUAAGAAAGAUGUUUGACGAAGUAAAUGAGGAAGCUAAAAUCAAAAGGUUAAAACUAGAAGAUUUAAAUCCCAAAGCCGAAUUUCAUAAAAACAAAUCUAGAGUGAUUUCCAAAGAAGAAGGGGAAUAUGUUAAUAAAUUAUUUGCAGACUUCAAUUCGGAACGAUCAUCAAUAUCAAAUAUGCAAAUACCAUCAAGAAUUACACCAGAGCCAAUAGAUUUAAAGACUAAAAAUAGUCAAGAAGACAAGGAGUAUAUUAAGUCGCUAUUUGAUAAGUUUGAGAACGACAAAAAUGCUAUGAACGAAACACUGAAACCACAAUCGAAAUUACAACCAAAACAGAAAGAAGAAAGAAAGUAUAAUAUACUCCAAGACUUGAAAGCAAAAUCAUCUAGUCGCUCGGUUAAAUCAAACCUUUCAAUGACCAAUGAUCAAAAAUUCUUUGAUGACUUAGUUAGUAAUAAUUACUGUUCUCAAUGCAAUCUAGAAGUCGAAGAUGUUUUUGAACAUCGGGAUUUUCAUAUUGCACUUGAACUCUCGCUGAUGAUCAACGGUCGUGAGAUCACUCCCGAAACUACAAAUAAGUCAUCAAAUUCACCUAAUCCUUCAGAAAGAAAAUCAAGUAAUUGCAAUGUGGGUAAAGGUCAGUCUAAAUUACCUUUUUAA
This is a messenger RNA of Debaryomyces fabryi, 2331 nucleotides long. RefSeq names its product DNA-directed DNA polymerase eta (gene RAD32). Gene Ontology annotation, biological process: response to radiation; error-prone translesion synthesis. Bases 1 to 2331 code for a protein of 776 amino acids. The record is from RefSeq and is a predicted model, not a curated record. The transcript has a single exon. NCBI's taxonomy places the organism in Eukaryota, Fungi, Ascomycota, Pichiomycetes, Serinales, Debaryomycetaceae. Gene Ontology annotation, molecular function: DNA-directed DNA polymerase activity; damaged DNA binding. Gene Ontology annotation, cellular component: replication fork; nucleus; site of double-strand break.